Molecule: messenger RNA, 1613 nt
Organism: Anoplophora glabripennis (Asian longhorned beetle)
Lineage: Eukaryota; Metazoa; Arthropoda; Insecta; Coleoptera; Cerambycidae
Exons: 2
Coding region: 145-1533 (462 amino acids)
Source: RefSeq, a predicted model, not a curated record
UUCGUGAUGCUGUUAUUCGUAUAGGGAAGUCAAAACUGCGGACGCUUUAACACGCAUUUCUGGAAAAUAUUGCAAACUUAUCAGUAAAACUAGUGCAACAAUACUACUUCCAGAUAAAAUUCAGUUAGAUAUUCAGCUCUAAAUAUGAGGAGAUCAUCCAACGCCAUUCUGCAAUCGCAGACAUCAGAGCCCCUUAUAGUAGUUGAAGAUGAAGAGCAUGAAGAAGAAUACAUUGAAAACCCUUCACGUCAAAGCUCUGAAGAGGAAUCGGCCUCCAUGAAUCCCUAUCUGCUUUCACCAUAUGCUCGUGAAAUUCGUAAACACUCUUUACCAACUCCACAAUGUAGUGGUAUUACUGCUAGUCAGGUUAGGAGGCUUUCAGAGAGAGGUGAAACUACAAAACCAGGUCCGAGGCAGGCAGAGUUUCUAGCUACGCUCUCGUCUGCGCCUCAACCUUCUGGAGGUCGCAGACAUUCAGUUGUUACCAUCUCUAAGGUACCCCCUGCUUUCUUUGGGCGAAAUAGACGGGAAUCUGUUGCUGCUUUCCCGUCAGGUGGUUUUCCUAACCGUAUCCUACCAAAUAGAAGAGAAUCGAUUGCAUGCCCCCCUUCUACUGAACCUAGAGGAAGUGUACAUAAUUUGCAGUUGGACAUUAUGGAUGACAUAGUACAGGCUCGGAAGGUAAGAAUGAAGAUGUGGAAUACUAGUAGCGAAAAAGUGUGUGAAGUUCAGCCUUUGGAUGAGAGUGGAAGUAUUCAACGCUACACCAAUUCUGGUCGCCGAUUUUCUGAUUUCGUAGGUACUACUCUUGCCCCCAUUCCAAGUGUUAGCAAACGGAGAGCAUCCGAGCUGCCGCAGCCACCCACAACCUCUGGUCCAUCAACGAGUGCAUAUAAAACUCCGUCAUCUGGAAUUGUUUGUUCUAAUACUGAUCUUAUUUCUAUUCUUUCUUCUCUUUCGACAUCUGCCACUGAAAUAAAUCAAUGCGACAAAGACUCCCAAAUAGACAAAGACAAUUCCAGAAACAUUCAGCAAAGACGUAGUCGUUUGAAGAGUAACAGGUCCAACAGUUUUGACAUAUCGAUUUUACAUGAUACUGAAUAUUUUGGCGAACAAAAUAAAUCUAUGCCAACCCCAUCUAACUGGUUCGUAAAGCGACAUCAACCAAUUAAGACUGACGAUAAUAAAUAUAAAAAAUUACCACAGACGGCUGCUAUCAAAGAAAAACCUAAAGAUAACAAGAAAGUAGUUGAAACUGAACCAGGAAAAGUAGUAUGGGAUGAAAGAAGUGGCUCUAUAGUAGAUCCUCACGCUUUAGGAAGUGCCAUUGAAGUUUUCCUAAGGCAAGCCUCGCCAGAAACCACGAGUGUGCAAUCACAAAAUAUUUCGCCCACCAAAAAUAACAACAAAGGGGGCACUGGAAAAGGGGCCGCUGGCCGUUCUAAAAGUUGGUUUUCUAAAGGCGAUGAGGAAGCAACAGAAACCUGCGACUCUUCGAUCUGCUCAACUCUUAAAGACUUGUUCGUAAAGUAGGAUUUUAAUUAUUACUCCCUUUCAAGUGCUGCCUUUUCUGGCAAUGUCUUAGAUUUAUUAAAUCAAUGUUACAAUAUAAA